This is a messenger RNA of Peronospora matthiolae, 405 nucleotides long. Lineage: Eukaryota; Oomycota; Peronosporomycetes; Peronosporales; Peronosporaceae. The record is from the annotation of a GenBank genome assembly.
AUGUUGAUGCAGUGGAAAAGACUUUGCAGGCUGUUGAAAAAGUUACGAAAAAAGUGGCUUCCAAGCCGUGGGCUGAAGCGGUGGGCAUUGACAAACUCAGCCGUUACUGGAAGGAAGUGGACAGGCGACGUCGUGGCCUAUUGUAGCUGCUGCGUUUCCAUCACCAGCAGCUGCAAAGAUAGUGAGGGAUCCAACAAAGCCGGUUAUAUUGAGGACGUGAUUCAGGAGGCACUUAGUAGUUUGGACGUGUCAACACCAGCUAAAGAGAUGAAAAAGAGGGGGUUGGUGAGUCAAGGCAACACGUGCUUUCAGAAUGUUAUCAUGCAGUCUGUGCUGGCUUGUCCGCCGUUUUUGAAUUUGUUCGUCGAGAUUUCAACUGCUUGUCCACCAACAACAUCAAUGUAG